GCCUAUCGUCUCUGCCCCCCACAACAACACUCUUGCGACUUUGGUCGCUCCUCCAUGGCGCGCGCAAUACGAGAAGUAUGGGCGCCAAAUCUCGAGGCAGAAAUGCGCCUUAUUCGAGAAUUAAUCGACAGCUAUCCCUAUGUCGCAAUGGACACAGAAUUCCCCGGGGUCGUGGCUCGCCCUAUGGGCACGUUCAAAACGUCGUCGGAUUAUCACUACCAAACGAUGCGCUGUAAUGUCGACCUUCUCAAGAUCAUUCAAGUAGGAUUACACUCGCGGACGAGAAUGGUGCGGGUCCGCCGGAAGCAUCGACGUGGCAGUUCAAUUUUCGGUUCAGCAUAAACGAAGACAUGUACGCGCCAGACUCGAUAGACCUACUACAAAAGUCCGGUAUCGACUUCCAACGUCACGACGAGAUCGGAAUCUCUCCCAACGACUUCGCCGAACUCAUGAUAUCGUCCGGAUUGGUGUUGUCGGAUGAGACGAAGUGGAUAUCAUUCCAUAGUGGCUACGACUUUGGCUAUUUUGUCAAGCUCCUGACAAAUGCGUCCCUGCCAACCACAGAAGAGGAUUUCUUCGAUCUUCUCUCGACCUGGUUCCCCACCGUGUAUGACAUCAAGUACAUGAUGAGGGCAUCGAACGCAUUAAAGGGCGGAUUACAGCAGGUGGCGGAUGAUCUUGGAGUCACCCGUAUUGGGCCGUCUCACCAAGCUGGAUCCGAUUCCUUAUUGACAGCAAGCACGUUCUUCAAAAUGGUGGAAAUCUAUUUUCAGAACCAAGUGAACGACGCAGAGUACUCGGGGAAGCUAUAUGGCCUGGGUCAAACAGUGACAAAUGGGAUGAUUGCUGAAUCAGGACGAGGGGGCAUGACGAUUGCUGAGCGGGAGGACCGGGCCAUCGCGCGCGAGACGCACAACCAGACACCGGGUCCCGGAUCCAGUCAGAAUGGUGUUGGCAUGGGCCUGACAAAUGGCGGCUUGUCGAGUCAGAUGGCCAACUCCUCGUAUUCGGUAAUGGGAGCCGCUCCUUAUCUUCGUCAGGCGAUGGUUGGAGGAAGAUGACCGAUGUUCCUAACAGGGAACCCAACUUCUUAUGCCAUUUCGACCUAAGCCGGUCAACAUGAGCGCACCGCAUGGAAGUCGACAGAUGUAAGAGAGCUCACGUAGUUGCUAGGAAAUAUGCCCUUGGCUCCGUGAGAGUUGACUCCUACGCAUGCCAUCAGCGUCUGGUGCGGCGGUCUUCGACUGCGACAGACUUGCCUUCCCACCAGCCAUCUCCGUAAUGUUGUCCUCCGCUUGGGCCUUCUGUGAGCUCGAUCAACUCACCCUCAGCGACUGAUAACUCGUCCGGGCCGUUUGCCGAAUACGGAUAGACCCCUCGCACUGCGACAUUCGUUGGUCGUCUUGACAUGUAGAAGAUCACGCACCAUACUUUCCGCUACCCUCGGCUGAGCUCGUAGCAUCCUCGUACGAGAUGUAGGAUGCCGGGACGAGACCCGCACUCUGGCCGUCCGAGACUUUGACCCAGCCCGACCCAUCGGUGUCUGGCUCCAGAACUUGCACAGAGGCCCCCUCUGGUCCGCGUCAAGGACGGUUCAUCAGAAGAGCGAGGACCGCACCAGACACAUGCAACUCAAACUCGGACGUUGGCGUAAAGUCAAACAAAACUCGAGCAGUCUGAUAUGUCUCCUCGUAAGUUUCCUCAGCCACCGACUGGACGAAGGCAGAUGGCGUGGGCGGUGCUAAGGAAAACCAGUCGCAUGCUUGCAAUUUGCUGGAACCUGUAUCCUUGUCUGGGCAUGCCGUGGACUUGGCACUCGCGGACGGACCUUAAGCUCGCAUUUAGAAUGGACUGAGAUUCCGCAUGCUUUCGUCAGCAUCGGGAAAUGCGGUCUGGGGCCAGAUCGCACCUUGCAGUAAGCACACUGUGUGGGUAUGGAAAACGAGGAGCUCUUGAACGAGUGAGGCUGUUGGUCUCCCUCGUCGUCUGCAAUGUGUGCUUAGACCGACUUCCGAUUGCGAUAGUUCGACUGUUCUGACCACCAAUAACGGCCGAAAUGACCUCCGCUUCCGUUUUCAGGAUACGUUCCGACGUUGCGUAUGACGUGAGCUGAUGAUUCGCUUCUAAAUAGCUCUGCCUUCAGUCAGCCACGCGUCAACGCUAGCGAGAUGAGCUGUCCUGCCUCUGAAAUGUCCUCUGCCUUUCCAAGUGAAUGAUCCGUGUCGUAAGCCACAAACAGCCCUUGAAGUUGAUCUUGCUCUCGUCCUGAAUACUUCAUCAAAUCUCUGCGCACCCUUGGCACGGCAAAUGGCAUACGUUUUCCGUCAAUCACCGGCGCUAGCUCCUUGAGUUUUGACCUGCAUCUGCUCAGUUUAUUUUGAAGGAAGACCUUCGGUGCAGGCUCGAUGCUCAUUUCUUCCUGGCAGAAGUUUCAGACCCAAAAUUGGCGGGUUUCACUUGCCAUACAGUGUCAUAGUGAGUUACACACGGCUCGAACUUCCAGUCGACAGGUGGUGUGAACGAGCGGAUGUUGUACUCAAUGAACAGAUUCUGGUCCUGAGCAGGAUCGAUUGCCUCAAUCGCAACUUCGACACCAGCUAGCCGGCCCUUGAGAGUGUCGAGAUGCGCUAUCUCCAAGGCCUGUGAAUGGCUCAGGAUUUCGGCAAAUCGUCUGACAAGACGGCCUUGGAGGAUCUCUGGGUCGAUGCGAUCAACAACUUUGAGUGUUGAGCCACG
Mycena citricolor is the source of this 2736-nucleotide messenger RNA. NCBI's taxonomy places the organism in Eukaryota, Fungi, Basidiomycota, Agaricomycetes, Agaricales, Mycenaceae. The record is from the annotation of a GenBank genome assembly.